Rhinolophus ferrumequinum (greater horseshoe bat) is the source of this 3456-nucleotide messenger RNA. It is a transcript of the gene EYA4, whose product is annotated as EYA transcriptional coactivator and phosphatase 4. Gene Ontology annotation, molecular function: protein tyrosine phosphatase activity. Gene Ontology annotation, biological process: cell differentiation; negative regulation of extrinsic apoptotic signaling pathway in absence of ligand; multicellular organism development. Bases 635 to 2572 code for a protein of 645 amino acids. NCBI's taxonomy places the organism in Eukaryota, Metazoa, Chordata, Mammalia, Chiroptera, Rhinolophidae. The transcript has 20 exons. The record is from RefSeq and is a predicted model, not a curated record. Gene Ontology annotation, cellular component: nucleus.
CCCCGCGCUCUGCCGCCCCUCGUUGCCUGCCUCCAGGCCCCCGGCGGCCUCCAGUGGCCGCGGGCGCAGGCGGCGGCGUCCCCCUCCCCCAACCCCGCGCGCAAGUGCGAGGCUGCCCGCAGCGCGGCGCACACUCCGCGGCUCCCGGCUUCCGCGCAAAACUUCGAGCCUGUUCACGUGAAGUUGUCUCUUCCCUUUCAGAGGGGGACAGAGCUUUGGGAAAAGCUGGGGAGUGACGACUGUGGUGGCUGGGCGCGCGCUCUCUUUUUCUUUUCUUCUCCUUUUUUUUUUUUUUUUUCCUGUCGUCAGUCCAGAGUUUUGGCUCCUCUCCUUUCCUCCUCCCCUUCGGAGCCAGCUUGUCCCCCCGCCCCGUUUCUCCCCCACUUGUGUACGCUAUUUGUUGGGGGGUAACCGAAGGGGAUGUCCUGUUUUCACCAGAGGCACAGCGCGAAGGGGAAACUUCAACACUGCAAGGGACGAGAAUAAAUACCUAAAUACGGACGCAGGGAUCCGCUGUCCGGACAGACACUUGAACUUCGGGAUCUCCAGGCGGUCGGGGCGGCAGGAGACAGUUCAUUUUUAAUUGAAGGAAGCUGCUUCUACUUGGGAGUGGCCGGAGAAGUGAGAAAACCACAUGGAAGACUCCCAGGAUUUAAAUGAACAAUCAGUAAAGAAAACGUGCACAGAAUCAGAUGUUUCAGAACCUCCGAAUUCCAGGUCUAUGGAAAUGCAGGACCUAGCAAGUCCUCAUCCUCUUGUUGGAGGUGGUGAUACUCCUGGUAGCUCCAAACUGGAGAAAGCUAAUCUCAGCAGCACAUCAGUCACCACAAAUGGGACAGGAGGGGACAACAUGACUGUUUUAAACACUGCAGACUGGUUGCUGAGUUGCAACACCCCCUCUUCCGCAACAAUGUCUCUCCUUGCAGUCAAAACAGAGCCUUUGAACAGCAGUGAAACCACAACCACGACUGGAGAUGGAGCGCUUGACACUUUUACUGGGUCAGUAAUAACAAGUAGUGGCUACAGCCCCAGAUCAGCACAUCAAUAUUCCCCACAGCUCUAUCCUUCCAAGCCCUAUCCACACAUUCUUUCUACACCAGCAGCUCAAACAAUGUCUGCCUAUGCAGGCCAGACUCAGUAUUCGGGAAUGCAGCAGCCAGCUGUCUACACAGCCUACUCACAGACAGGACAGCCCUACAGCCUGCCCACUUACGAUUUGGGUGUGAUGUUGCCAGGCAUCAAGACAGAGAGUGGACUUCCACAAACUCAGUCCCCCUUACAAAGUGGGUGCCUCAGUUACAGCCCAGGGUUCUCCACCCCACAGCCGGGCCAGACACCUUAUUCUUACCAGAUGCCAGGUUCUAGUUUUACACCAUCAUCUACUAUUUAUGCAAAUAAUUCAGUGUCCAAUUCAACAAAUUUCAGCAGUUCACAACAGGAUUAUCCAUCCUACACAGCCUUUGGCCAAAACCAGUAUGCACAGUAUUACUCAGCGUCAACGUAUGGAGCAUAUAUGACAUCAAAUAACACAGCUGACGGCACAUCGUCCUCGACCUCUACCUAUCAGCUGCAGGAGUCUCUCCCAGGACUGACUAGCCAACCAGGUACAGAUCUUCAUCCAGGAGAGUUUGAUACCGUCCAGAGCCCCUCCACACCCAUCAAAGAUCUUGAUGAGAGAACAUGUAGAAGUUCUGGGUCAAAGUCCCGAGGAAGAGGCCGGAAAAAUAAUCCCUCCCCACCUCCCGACAGCGACCUGGAGCGUGUGUUUGUCUGGGACUUGGACGAAACCAUCAUUGUUUUUCACUCACUGCUCACAGGUUCUUAUGCCCAGAAGUAUGGCAAGGAUCCCCCCAUGGCUGUAACUCUUGGACUUCGAAUGGAGGAAAUGAUUUUUAAUCUUGCUGAUACACACUUAUUUUUUAAUGAUUUAGAGGAAUGUGAUCAAGUUCAUAUAGAUGAUGUUUCCUCAGAUGAUAAUGGGCAAGACUUGAGUACCUACAGUUUUGCAACUGAUGGCUUCCAUGCAGCUGCAAGUAGUGCAAACCUUUGUUUGCCAACAGGUGUAAGAGGAGGGGUUGACUGGAUGAGGAAGUUGGCUUUUCGUUACAGAAGAGUAAAAGAAUUAUACAACACCUACAAGAACAAUGUCGGAGGACUCCUUGGCCCUGCCAAGAGAGAUGCAUGGCUGCAGUUAAGGGCAGAGAUUGAAGGUCUGACAGACUCCUGGCUAACAAAUGCACUUAAGUCUUUAUCAAUUAUUAGUACUAGGAGUAACUGCGUAAAUGUCUUGGUAACGACAACCCAACUGAUCCCAGCGCUUGCGAAGGUUCUACUCUAUAGUUUAGGAGGUGCUUUCCCCAUUGAGAAUAUUUACAGUGCAACUAAAAUAGGAAAAGAAAGUUGCUUUGAACGAAUAAUGCAAAGGUUUGGCAGAAAAGUAGUAUAUGUUGUAAUUGGGGAUGGUGUAGAAGAAGAACAGGCAGCAAAAAAGCACAACAUGCCCUUUUGGAGGAUAUCAAGUCACUCAGACCUCUUGGCUCUACAUCAAGCACUGGAAUUAGAGUAUUUGUAACUGUGUUCUCUAGCUGGAGAUCCGUUUUUAUAUAUAUACAUAUAUAUAUAUAUAUAUUUCAAGUACACUGAAUUUUUAUGUGUGAUUCAAUGCCUCUGGCUUUACACAUAUAAAUUGUCUUAAAGGAUGAAAUCAUAUUUGGAAUGAAAAUUCCAGAAUGAAGAAUUCAGAUUGCUGAACGGGAUUAAACUUUAGUGCUACAGAAAAGAAGCUCUAUGGUCUUAUAUUUACAACACUUUAAUGGUUUUUUAAAAAUCUGUGGAGGUUGCUGGUACACACCAAAUGAGUCCUAACUGGAAUUAACAGCUUUAGCAAAGAACUCUUACCCUGGCAAAGCACCAACACAUGCUUCGUCUGACAAAGUGGUGUUCAUCAACAACAUUCCUCAAAACGAGAGACCUUCUCAGCCCUGAGGUUUGAAUCUGACUUUAGCCUACCUAGCCCAGAAAAUCUGAAUUGGAAUGCACUCAGACUGUAUAAGGACAAUCCUAUCUAGACCUGUAAUUUGUGUAAAUUAUUGAUGAAAAUAAUUUACUGUGACUUUAUUAGCAGCUGACUUUGAAAGUGGAUGCAAUUUUUCUUUCAUUUGUCGGGGGAGGGAGGUGGGAGGUGAAAUGGGAAUCUAAUAUUGUCUCUUUUUUAAGUUUGGCAAACAGAAUGUUCAUACUGAUGUGUUGUGCCUUAAAGACAAGACAGCAUUUGUGUGUUACAAUGUAACUUUGGUUAAAAUCUCUGUAGAUAAUGAAAAACAAAAACCUUUGUGAUCAUUCUUAACAUGACCAAAUUUAAAAUUCAAGCUAUCAAAGCUUAAUACUGCAUCAGCAAGAAACUGAGUAUUUGUUGCAAUAAGAAAACAAUAAUAAUAAAGGAAAGCUUGUGUUUUA